This is a messenger RNA of Ceratina calcarata, 6123 nucleotides long. It is a transcript of the gene garz, whose product is annotated as Sec7 domain-containing protein garz. The record is from RefSeq and is a predicted model, not a curated record. Gene Ontology annotation, molecular function: guanyl-nucleotide exchange factor activity. Gene Ontology annotation, biological process: regulation of ARF protein signal transduction. NCBI's taxonomy places the organism in Eukaryota, Metazoa, Arthropoda, Insecta, Hymenoptera, Apidae. Bases 287 to 5746 code for a protein of 1819 amino acids. The transcript has 15 exons.
AAUCUAGCAAGCUUAUGGAUAUAAAAGCUUAUGUUCUUAUCAUAUUUUCUGACCUCUCAUCCCUAAAUAUCUUCUGGUAAUCAAUUCUUUAUAUGGAGUAUCGUAAGAAGAGUGUAGGCCAGGCGAAGUCUGAGUAAACCUAAACUGGAAGUUGUUAACUCUAUGCCUAUCGUGUUGGAAGUGUUCCCAAGUGUUCUAUUUGACACUUGACGUUACGAAUUAUCGAAUAUUUUCUAAGGUUUCUUUGGUACAAAAAUGGUGUAAAGAUUAAGUGUUUUAAAAGAAGAUGGGCAAAACGGGGAAAGUGGCUUGCCCAGGAGGCGGCUUAUACGUUGUCGAAGGUGAACUCUGCCUCCUGGUGACGGCUAUGAGACGAGGCGCUCGAUGGUCCGCUCACUCCCACCAGGAUGACGAUCAAGAUGCUCUUAUAAAAGGAUUAUUUACUUUGAAAGAAGCACUAAACGAAGCGAAAGAUUUAUCCUACUUAGAACCAGCAGUAUUUUUGGCUCCUUUCCUUGAAAUUAUAAGAUCUGAAGAAACAACUGGACCUGUUACAAGUCUCGCAUUGUCAGCUGUUAACAAGCUGAUAUCUUACGGUCUUAUUGAUUCCGAUCACCCUGCAAUAGCACACUGUGUAGAAGCUGUUGCUGACGCUGUUACGCAUGCAAGGUUCGUUGGAACAGAUGCCUCAGGAGAUGGAGUUGUUUUAAUGAGAAUACUUCAAGUUUUGAGAGCUCUAAUGUUAUCACCUGCGGGAGAUUACCUCUCUAAUGAGAGCAUUUGUGAAAUUAUGCUCAGUUGCUUUAGAAUAUGCUUCGAAACUCGUCUUAGUGAGUUGCUAAGAAGAACUGCAGAACAUUGUCUCAGGGAUAUGGUGCAACAUCUUUUUACUCGUUUACCACAUUUUGUAGAUGAUACAAGAGUUUUACUAAAUAUGAAAAAAAUGAGGACGAAUAGUAUGGAAAAUACUCGCAGUAAAAAUAGAAAAAAUAAAAGUUACACCAAACAGAAGUUGAAACAAAAUACGGACAGCUUGAGCGAUACCGAAAGUCACGUACCAAGUCCACCUGAUAGAAUUAGAUCGAAUAAUUUAACAACGCCUGUUAGUAGUCCUACAGGAAUUAUCGUUGAUAUGCAGGGAUCUUUAGAUCACUGUGUUAAUGAGAAAGCAGAGGAGGAAAAGCAUGAUAACAAGGAUCAUAAUAAGAAAGAUGUGAGUGAGAGAACUGAAACCGCUAAGCAGGAAGAUGCAAAAGAAAAAGAUGUAAAGAAUGUGCAAGAGAGUAAACAAAGUGACGAAACGGAAGACAAGGCAAGCGUUGUCAGUGAAGAAGAUCAAGUUUUGAGAAGAGAAGAUAAGAGCGCAGAGAAUGUAGGAAUAGGUGAACAAAAUCAAACUAAGGGAAUAAAUUUAUCGAAAGUUGAAAAUCAAGAAAAUCUUACAAAAACGAUCGAAGAUGAGAAAAAUAUAGAUUUAAUAAAGUCUCCAGCAGGAAGUGUAGAAGAUUUAUCACUAGACGAAAGUACAAGUAGCGUAUGCAAGAAAUCUAAAGUUAAAGAUUCUGAACAAGUCGAAGAAUACAUAAAUGCCCAAGGAGUCCGUUUUAUGCCGCAUCAGCAAUUAGCACCGUAUGGUGCCCUGUGUGUACGUGAAUUAUUUAGGUUUCUCGUAUCUCUGUGCUGUCCCCUGGAUAAACAAAAUAACGACAUUAUGACUCAGCUUGGACUCAAUUUAUUACAAGUAGCUUUAGAAAUUGCUGCUGAUUAUCUGUCCAAUUUCCCGUCAUUACUGGCACUUGUGAGAGAUGAUCUGUGUAGAAAUCUUAUAUUGCUUCUAGGUUCAGAUCGAUUAUCGAUUCUCGCACUGGAUUUACAAGUAUCAUUCUUGUUAUUCGAGUCGCAAAGAGAGCACUUAAAAUUUCAAAUGGAACAUUACAUAAACAAACUGACGGAAAUAGUAAGUUCCGAUUCGAAUCGGAUAUCAUAUGAACAACGUGAAUUAGCUCUUGAGGCUAUUGUGCGGCUAUGGAGGAUACCCGGUUUACCAGCAGAAUUGUAUUUGAAUUAUGAUUGUGAUUUAUAUUCGACAAAUCUAUACGAAGAAUUGAUGAAGCUUUUGUCAAAGAAUGCUUCUGCGUUAAUGGGUAAUAUGCACAGUAUGCAAUUCAUUUCUUUGGACGCUAUAAUCUCUCUAAUUUCUGGAAUGGAGAUCAGAUGCAAAGGCGAAAAAGAAAUGUGGAAACCGUCUCGACACGACGCGUCACCAAAGCUUCCAACACGAGAAGAGUUACUCGCCAUAAGAGCAAAUAAACGGUGGUUGGUGCUCGGUACUGAAAAAUUCAAUGAAAAUCCGCGCGAAGGCAUUGCAAAGCUCACGGAACAUGGUCUUCUGGGUGGAACUCCUGGAAAUCCUGAUCCGGAGAAAAUAGCAAAAUUUUUAAAAGAAAACCCUGGCCUCGACAAGAAAGCUAUCGGAGAAUAUAUCAGUAAAAAAGAGAACAAAAGUGUUUUAAACUGUUUCGUGCACCGUUUUGAUUUAAAAAAUACGCGUAUCGACCAGGCUUUGCGACUUUAUUUAGAAUCAUUCAGGCUUCCUGGCGAAGCCCCACUUAUUUCUUUGCUGCUUGAGAAGUUUGCCGAUCAUUGGCAUGAUAGUAAUGGUAGGCCGUUUUCUUCGGCGGACGCUGCAUUUACUUUAGCGUAUGCUGUGAUCAUGUUGAACGUCGAUCAACAUAACUAUAACGUGAAACGACAAAAUAAUCCUAUGACUUGCGAUGAAUUCAAAAGGAAUCUAAAAAAGGUGAACGGUGGUGCUGAUUUCGACCAAGAAAUGCUCGACGAAAUAUAUGCCUCUAUUAAAGGUGAGGAAAUCGUGAUGCCUGCUGAACAGACCGGUUUGGUAAAGGAUAAUUACUUAUGGAAAGUCCUAUUACGAAGAGGUAUCGGGCCGGAAAGUUACUAUCUGAAAGUUGGGAAUGCCGGUGAAUUCGUAGAUAAGGAAUUAGCCGAACUAGCAUGGGCACCUAUCAUAAGUGCACUUUGCAGAGCAUACGACAAAGCGCCCGAUAGAGCAUUGCAACGUCGAGUUGCCGAAACUUUUCUCAGGUGCGCUUCUAUCAGUGCUCAUUACGGGAUGAGCAGUGAUUUGGAUACUCUGAUAGUAAGUUUAUGCAAGUUUACUGGACUUGCGACCGGUGGCGAACCCGAUCAAGUGGUUUUACACUUGGGCAGAAGUGGUGAAUGUCAAUUAGCUGCACGUACGCUUUUUAAAAUUACUCAUAUACAUGGGAACGCGGUACGAGCUUCAUGGAAGAAUAUUAUCGAUUGCCUGCAAUCGUUGUACAAAGCAAAAUUGUUACCAAAGAGCUUGACCGAGGGAGAAGAUUUUAUCGACCCAUCAGGGAAGAUAUCAUUGAUUCGAGAAUCCAAUACACCUAAGCCCGCACCUGUAGACCAGGGUAUAUUAUCUAGCUUAUAUUCGUACAUCGCUAUGGACACUUCACGCAUGUCCCAUCCGGCGGAGACAAUUGCAAGAAAACGAGCCACGGAAUUCGUCGCAAAUUGUUAUUUGAGACAGGUGAUCGAGGAAAGCAAAUUCCUGCAAGUCGAAUCGCUCCGCUCUCUGGUCGGAGCUCUGGUUUUUACAAACUACUACGACGAGGACGUUUCGGUAUUCCUGUUGGAACUUCUACUGGAAGUAACCAUUCAAAAUCGUGACAGAGUAGCGUGCAUUUGGCCAAUAGUGCAAGCCCAUUUAGACGGAUUAUUAACGACAGCAGCGCGCGAAAAUCAGCCAUAUCUUUUGGAACGUGUAGCAGUUGGAAUGUUGAGAUUAGCGAUCCGCUUGUUACGCGGAGAGGAAUGUGCGUGCACCGCCUUACCGCCUUUGUUACCGUUGGCGCAUUUGCCUUCUGCUACGACUCCCCCACUGUCUAGACAAAUCGCCUACGGUCUAUUCGAACUACUUAAGACCGGUGCCGCGAAUAUUCAUAGUACAGAAGAUUGGAAGGUAGUGUUCAGUUUGUUGGAAUGUGCAGGCGCCGGUGCGCUGCUACCGAAGCAGUCGAAUACUGUGCUGGAUGAAGCGGCCAAUUUGUCGGUGUUGGAUCCUAGACCGAUCAGUCCUGUACCGGAAUGGGCACUCGUGUCUCCAACAGGAACCGAAGCGCCGUUGCCCGUAGCCGCAGACACGAUCAUUUUGGAUCGCGAUUUGCAUCCCCACGAUCCCGCCGCUCUCAUCAAGUGCUGCGAGAGCUUGACGUUUCUAGUCAGAGAUGUAGCGCACGUGACACCGUUCAAUUUCGAGUUGUGUAUUCGCUGCGUGAGAACAUUUGCCGAAGCGGUUCUUCAGUGUUCAGGGAAGAGAAAUAAAGUGCACAGUGGGACGAAAGAAUCUGAAACUACUACUACCGCUUACCAGCAGAGUCCGAUACAGUUGUUAGAUCUGAUGCACACUCUUCAUACUAGAACUGCUCAAGUGUUUCGAUGGUGGGCUGAAGAGGGUAACGCUACAGAGAGCGUAUCAUUAUGGCCGCAAGCUUGGAGACCACUGCUACAAGGAAUCGCGAGGCUGUGUUGUGAUGCUCGUAGGCAAGUGCGCACGGCAGCAAUAACAUAUCUUCAGAGUACUCUGCUUGCUCAUGAUCUGGCUCAAUUAUCGGCGGUAGAAUGGUCUCAAUGUCUAGAACAAGUUCUGUUCCCUCUGCUGGCUCAACUACUAGGUCCGAUAGCAUCGAACGAUCCCAUCGGCGUGGAAGAGACUAGAGUCAGAGCAGCGAUGCUAUUAUCCAAAGUGUUUCUUCAUCAUCUAAACCCGUUACUGACCCUUCCUGGAUUCUUACCGCUCUGGCUGACUGUUUUAAGUCUGCUGCGCGCCUACAUGCACGCCGAUAACAGCGAGCUCCUCUUCGAGGCCAUACCGGAAUCGUUAAAGAACAUGUUGUUAGUCAUGUCUUCCGCUAACGUGUUGGCUCCGAGCUCGAAUCUGUGGGCUCCGACAUGGAGAACGAUCGACGCAUUCCUACCUGAUUUAAGAGAAGAAUUAUUCCCAGAACCGCCAGUCGUCAGCUCGCCACCGUCCUCGCCGCAAUCUCCAAAACAGCAAGCGCAGCAAACUACGCAAGUAAUUAGUUUGGUGGAGCAACAGCAGCCUUCGUUCUCCGGAUCCAUAGCUCCACCUCAACCCACUCCACUCGAGAAUACGUCGGUCGUUAACGAAGCCAACGAAUUGGGGAAUACAUCCUCUUCUUUGGAACCUACAAAUCUGGGUAAUGCGACGGUUCCGUUAACUUCGACACCUGUCGUCGUUGUUCCGCCUAUAGCUGCUAGUGAAUUGCCGCAGAUAAUUACAUUAGUCGAUCAGGAGCAUCCGAACAUACCUAACUCGGCGUACACAAGGGUAUGCCGUGUAAUAGAACCGCACAAUACUUGUCAUCCUGCUACUGAUAAUCAAUCGGAGCAGCAUUGUCAGGAAGAGUACCAUGAACGAUCACAGCUAAUUGUAAGCGCGAACGACGAAUUGGAACAUAUUACACAAUCAAACGGACACGAGGAGUGGAGGAAGCAACAACAAUAUCAGCAAACCGCGUUACACUCAUCGUAUGAGCAAGAGGCGGAGAACGUUGGAACACCAAAUUCUUCGCAGACGAUGACUGUUGAUUCCGCAACAGCGACAAUAUUUAAUUCCGCAGCGUAUUUUAGCGAAGAUCCGGCGGCAGAUCGACUGUUCGUCGUCGCUAAUCCUUGACCACUGUAUAUUCACCGCACAUACCGUAUCAUUGUUUUAUCGGGAGAGACAUUUUUGGAUAAAGGUUUAGCGAAAUGGAAACUAAUAGAUAGAUGGACCGUAGAUGAUCUUCUGGCUUCUUGUAUAUUCGCCAUUAGGAUAUAUUAAUAAUAAUAGCGUGUAAAGAUCCAUUCGAUAUUAUUAUUAUUAAUAUACUUAAGUAGAUAUUACAUACACAUUAUAUGCGUAAAAUAAUAUAUAUAUAAAUGAGAAGAGCGGCUGGUCUCCGCUUUAUGCAUCAAUGCACUUCAUAAGCGGAGAGUUUAUUCUCGUGCUUCUUUCCUUCUUUUUGUUCAUCCUAUAUGUACAUACGGAUAUAAAAAGCUAGAGAUUCAUAA